Messenger RNA from Umbelopsis ramanniana AG, 934 nucleotides. RefSeq lists its product as uncharacterized. Lineage: Eukaryota; Fungi; Mucoromycota; Umbelopsidomycetes; Umbelopsidales; Umbelopsidaceae. The record is from RefSeq and is a predicted model, not a curated record. The transcript is spliced from 6 exons. Gene Ontology annotation, biological process: DNA replication-dependent chromatin assembly. Gene Ontology annotation, molecular function: histone binding. Gene Ontology annotation, cellular component: nucleus. Bases 302 to 886 code for a protein of 194 amino acids.
GAGAAAUUGUCACAACCCUACUGCUCCUUCUGCUCUUUAGAGAUCAUCUCGUAUGAAAUACUAAAGCUCUAUGACGACCAGAAAUCUGUUGAUCUAGUGCAUCGGUCAAGUCUACAACGAAGCAGAUUAUACCGUUCUUGCACUAAAGCGUAACUGGUGCCUUGACUGAUGGACACUGCUGUGGGAAGUGAAGCACUAAUGAUAAAAAAUUUCUUCACGCGCACGCGUGAAAUUUUGUAUUUAAAACAAUUACGUGCAGACUCGGUGUCUUGAUUCUUACCCUUUCAACUCAUCGCCAAACAUGUCGUUGGUGAAUAUCAUUAAUAUCCAAGUGCUGGAUAAUCCAACACUGUUUACCAAUGCCUUCCACUUUGAAAUCACAUUCGAAUGCAACGCGGAACUGAAAGAUGAUUUGGAGUGGAAGAUGAUUUACGUUGGUUCUGCUGAAAGCGCCGAGUAUGAUCAGGUUUUGGAUUCCAUUAUGGUCGGACCCAUUCCAGUCGGCAUCAACAAAUUUGUCUUUUCGGCAGACGCUCCCAAAGUAGAAAUGCUUCCACAGCAAGAUCUUUUGGAGGUCACCGUCGUCCUACUUUGCUGCUCGUAUAUGGACAAGGAAUUUGUUAGAGUCGGAUACUAUGUGAACAACGAGUACCUUGACCCAACCUUGCGCAAAGCUUGUGAAGAUGCUAAGGAAAACAACAGACCACCACCACCAUUGCAAAUAGAAAAGCUCUACAAGUGUAUUCUCGCUGACAAGCCAAAGGUCACUAGAUAUACCAUCAACUGGGAUGAUCCUCAAGCUGGUGUCGCUUCCAACGACACGGAAAUGAAUGCAGAUGAUCAAGUACAGCACAUUAAUCAAGAACAGGUCAGUUCCCUUUCAUGAGGACUCGAGAUCAGAGUCAUAUCAGUUCUAACAAGUACACUACAAACC